This is a messenger RNA of Mytilus trossulus (common blue mussel), 1376 nucleotides long. RefSeq names its product perlucin-like. The coding region runs from base 81 to 668 and encodes 195 amino acids. The transcript has 7 exons. Gene Ontology annotation, molecular function: signaling receptor activity. Lineage: Eukaryota; Metazoa; Mollusca; Bivalvia; Mytilida; Mytilidae. The record is from RefSeq and is a predicted model, not a curated record.
UCGAAAAUUCCUUAUCAUUCAAUUUGACCUCAGACAACCGUGUUACAUCAUUUUACUUUAUCAGCAAACAGGGCAACGCAAUGGCUAACUUUAGUUUCCUGAUAUGUCUCGGAUAUAUGAUUAUUACUGCUGACGCCUCACCUAUUAAUUCGAUAAACGGAGUUGUGAUUAAUGCAACUGUACAGAUAAUGAUAGCCAACGCAACCACUCCUACACCAAGUGUCCCUCCUCCUUGUCCACGUGAUUUCUUAGGUCAUAGUACAUCAUGUUAUCAUGCUGCUCAUAUCUUGGCCACGUGGCCCGAGGCUGUGGCCUACUGCGAAUCUUUUGGUGCUGAGCUGGCGACUAUAGAAGACGCACAAGAGCAAGCGUACAUAGAACAGAUGCUGAAUGGCCUUCCACAUGAUAAAAACCAAGCAGCGUUCUGGCUAGGAGGUCAUGAUAUAUUAACAGAAGGGGAAUGGCAAUGGGUGAUAUCAAUGGACAGAAUGACAUUCACCAAUUGGGGUGACGGGCAGCCGGACAACUCACAUACAUCCGAACAUUGUCUGGAAUUGUCCGGACAAAGAUCAUUCAAGUGGAACGAUGAUGGCUGUGAGGAUCAUCAUUACUUCAUAUGUGAAACUGGAAUCCUUAAAAACGGUGGUAGUAUACUUGGAAAGAAAUGAAGAUGAAUGUUUAAAGAAAAGUAUAUUGGGAUGAUGAACAUGUUAAAAUCAAAUAAAUGGCGUCCAAAUACCCUAGGUUUACACAAUACAACUAGAUAAAAUGGUGGUUCCAAGUUAGGAAUAUGACAGUUGUUUUCCAUUCGUUUGAUGUGUUUUAGCGUUUGAUUUUGCAAUUUGAUUACGGACGGGUUUUUUUUAUAUUUUCCUCGGAGUUAAGUAUUUUUGUGAUAUUUCUUUUUUGGAUACUAAAUCAAAUAUGAAGAAUCUUCAAUAGGCAAAACACAUCAACAGGUCGGUUAACAUACCCGGAAGCGUCAUAACUGUCAUGGCUUUAGAGAAUACUGUCAGCAGGAAAAAAAUAAUAUGAGAUUCAGUGAUUUCGUAGCUGUUCAUCAGACCGAAUAACCAUUAAUGUUAUACAUAAAUUCAACAGUAGUUUAACGGUGCUCAAAGGUAUAAAAUCGAUAAGAGAAAGCGAACCGGGUUACAAACUUAAACCGAGGGAACAACUUCAACUAUAAGAGGAAAACAUAGGAAACACAGGAACACUGAAAUGCAGCAAAAUAAAAACCGAAAUCAUACAUAGAAACGAACUAUUUGAUAACAACUGCCAUAUUCCUGUUAAAAGACCCAUUUCCUAUCAUUUAAGGUGCUCAUUACAUAUAACAAUGGAAAUGAUUGAUUAUGUUAUUUGCUCUCGGGCGGAGA